Messenger RNA from Nilaparvata lugens (brown planthopper), 3712 nucleotides. RefSeq names its product probable serine/threonine-protein kinase DDB_G0280133. The record is from RefSeq and is a predicted model, not a curated record. The transcript is spliced from 4 exons. The coding region runs from base 165 to 1160 and encodes 331 amino acids. NCBI's taxonomy places the organism in Eukaryota, Metazoa, Arthropoda, Insecta, Hemiptera, Delphacidae. Gene Ontology annotation, cellular component: extracellular matrix.
AUCCCUCUAAAGGUGCGUACAGACUUUCGCUCUGCUCCGCAAUCGAACAUCACUCGAGCAGAGCGAUUGAUGAUCGACGGGGAGCAAGAGUGGAACGCGAGAAGAGCGUGUAACAGAGGUCGAGCUUGGUAAAAACCACACAAUGCUUGGCAGCCAUCUCAGUGAUGAUCUUAUCAAUAGAAGCACAGAUCCACCAACAAUACAAUUUUCAGCAUCAGAAUUCAAAUCAUCCUAUAAGCUCAGGUCGGAAUGACCAUCAUCGAUACCAUCAUUCACAAAGUCAACACCAGUACAAUCAGCAGCAUCAGCAGCAACAUCAGAAUCAGCAGCAGCAUCAGAAACAGCAAACUCAACCACAUCACAAGCACUUCCACGUGAAAGUGGCACUUGAUGGACCGAAGAAGCAGAAGUACCAACAAGAGAAAUUCAACCAGAAUGUGCAAAAACAAUUGCAAAAUCACCAGUUGCACUCAAAACAAAGAACGGAUGCCGAUGUACUGCAAAAGGAAGUCAAGUCUCCAAGGCUGUCACUCCCCCUUGUUCUCAGCCCAGAGAAGAUUCACGCCAUGGACCUUGAUCCAGCCAUCACUGUGGUUGAGCCGCCUCACACAGAGCACAAGAAGACAAGUGAAGUGAAAAAGCGACAGUUCAGCUACGAUGCAGCGAUUGCAUCACUGUUUCAAGAAGCACUGAAAGUGGCCGGCAGUGAGCCUUCGCAGCCUGCAUCCACAGCAGGUCAAUUCACUCCUCUGCCGGCAGCGCAGCCCAUCUACAAGUUCAAGCCAGUCGCGGCAGAACACAUCCUCCACAAUCCCCGGCCGUUCCAUGUGCCACCCCAACUAUCCAACGACUUCAAGUCUCAACUCCCUUCAGUAUCGUUCCAGCAUCAGCAGGUGGAAGAAAAACAAGAGGAUGAUGAGGAGGAGGAAGAAGAAGAAGAGUACCAGAACUAUGCUGCCAAGUACCAGUACGGAUACAGAGUGGUGGACGACCAGGAGGGUAGUGACUUCGGCCAAACUGAGUCACGGGAUGGCGACAUGACCAGGGGUCACUAUCACGUCCGCCUUCCCGACGGCAGAAUGCAGAGGGUCAAGUACUGGUCAGAUCCGUCCGGAUUCCACGCCCAAAUAUCCUACGACCGAGAUGCUGUUCACAUCUGAGCAAUUUUUUAGUGUGUGACUAGAAGUGUUUCAAAUUGACGCCAUAUUUUGGAACUUAUUGUUUUGAGCUAGAGCAUUACAAGAAAUUGGAACUUCCCAAACUUUUGGGGGGUUGAAAACCUUGCAGUCGAGACCUGUUGUGAAUUCAAAACAUUGAAUUAUUGUAUAAAUAUUCAAGUAGCGAGAAAUGGCAGUAUUAUUCUGAUAAGAUUGUGAUUGCUCAACAACUGAACUGCUGCACAACUUAACAAACACAGUAAAUUUCAAGAUAACAAUAUUAUCAAACCCUACUUAUUUUUAUAUUUUUUCUCACACUCCAAGACUAGUUAUACACAUAUCGAUUUUUGAACGUUCGAUUUUUUGCCGUCCUUAUAAAUUCUACCAUAUUUAUCAGAACUUGGUAAACGUAUGAUGUGUGUGCAGAUACACAUAAUGUGUUUCGUUACCACGUUAUGUUAUUAUAAGGACGGCAAAAACUUCGAACAUCCAAAAAUCGAUGUGUGUGUAACUGGCUUAACUAUCAAUCAAUCGCACAAUAAUACAUGAGUCAAAUGCACCUCAGGUUGGGUGUGAUAUAAAUCAAAAUCAUUGAUAUUGGCGUGACUACCGCAUACUGGUAUCAUGAUUUUUAUUAGCUUACCCAAGACGUUGUUUCAACAUUGAGUUUAUUUAUCAUGGUGUAUGUGAAGAGCUCAAUGGAAACAGCUAUUGAAAUAAGAAAUAAAUGAUAAUUGUUAAAACAUGAUAGAACAAAGCAUUAUCAUGAAAAUGAUAGAUAUUGGCCUAGUCUUUGAAGUUAAUCACUAGAAUUGAUUCUCAGCAGACACUAUCAAAGUUGUACAUUAAACUUCUGGAAACUCUUUACUGGGACAUUUUCUGAAGUUUCCUAUUGAAAUACUGUCAAGUUACCAAAACGGAGUAAUUUACUAACGAAAAACGUUUUUUAUAGUUUCCCUUACUAAGAUUUGAGCGCCUAUAGUAGCGCCUAUAUUUUGGGUGAUCCAUUAUAGAAUUGAUCAGAAUAUAAAUCCAAAUCAAAUGUAUUCCAUUAUUGGAAAAUAGAUCCAAUUGGGCUAUUUUUGAAAAAAUAAAUAGUGAGGUCCUCGUUAAAAUGGCAACAUUAACAUUGGUGUUGCUAUCCAUGCCUAUAAUUUGUCAAAGUAGAUAGUGUUAUCCUUUUCUAGCAUUGCACCGUUGCCGAAUCUUUUUUUCAACAAUGUAAAAAUGAAAUAAUAAAAAAAUAAUAAUUUAAAUUAUGAAAAUCUAUUAUUAAAUCGUAGAACAUAAUAUUUUAUUGUCGAAUAAUAUAAUUGACUACUUCUAACAAGAAUGGACAGUUAAUAUUACAUCAUAUAGACAAGAUUGAGAAAUGGUGGUACAGAGGAAAUUCGAUUGAGGUUGUCAAUUCCUACAAAUAUCUUGGAAUAAAGCUGACAUCAAGACUUUCAAUGACGGAGCAUUUCAAGGAGAUAUUGGCCUUGGCAAAAACGGCAUUGAGUCUGUUUAAUAACCUGUUAUUGAAUAAUUCAAUUGCAUUUGAAGCAAAGUUGAAAGUUUUUGAGGCUGUUGUGAGAUCCAUAGUGUGCUAUCAAUGGUGCUCAGGUGUGGGGGAGCAGAAUGUUUGAUCUGGUUGAGAGUAUACAACGGGUUUUCAUCAGAAAAGUUUUUAGUCUGCCAACAUAUUCUCCCAAUCUAGCCAUGCUUCUGGAGACUGGACUGCAGCCAAUCUUUCUGCAUACCCUGAAGCUACACUUUGGAUUUGUUAGAAGAUGUUUGAAACUCACAGAGGAUAGAUAUCCAAAACGUCCAAUGGAGGGGAUGAUUCAGAAGAGACUGUUCAUGUAUAAGGAUUGGCAGAAACUGGAGGAAUCAUUCGGCAUCACUUUGGAUGACAUCAAAGAUGGAUCACAGAAUACAGACUGGUUGUUAGCAUCUAUAGGAGGAAAGCUGAGAGAUCAGCAGGUACAGCAAGUGGUAUCAAGUCAACGUUACUCUUGUAGAAGCCAGCUCAAUCAUUGGAAUGAGUAUAUCAUGGAGGACUGUGACUUUAGACUGAUCAAGUGGUUCUUCAAGGCUAGGAUGGAACUCAUUUAUUUGAACAAAUAUUCCUUCACACACAUCAACAAACUUUGUUAAUUGUGCAAUUUAAAAGAGGACGAGGAUAUUGCUCAUUACAUUGGUCGGUACCCAAUUCUUAGCAGCUACAGGAAAAAGCAUCUAGGCAAAUCUCAUCUUAGGUGGCAGGAAGUGAAAAUCCUUUUGAAUGGAGUAAACUGGUGCAAAGUGAGUGAGUACUAUGGAAAUAUAGACAUUUUUUGAUAACAGAAUUCAAUUACUAGUACUCAGUCUGCAGCCUCUGAAAGACUUUUGGUAAACACUCUGUUAUACACUUUGAGAUUUUUAAAUAUAAAAUAUUAUUUCUGAUUAAUUUAUUGAAAGACAAUGAACUCAACUCACCCUGACGGUCAAUGACCAAGGGUUAUUAGCUUGCAUUUGUAUUUAUUUUCAAUUUAUUUAUGUAUCUGUUCAGUACAAUAAAAGCAAAUUAUUAU